CCGCGGUUCUGUGUGCCCGUAGCACGUCCCGAGAUGGCGGAUGAGAACGAGGAGCUGCAGGCGGACGAGGAGCUCCCGGCUCCGCCCGAGGACGGCUUCGAGCAGCUGGAGAACGACAGCCCCGCCGAGCGCAGCGGGCAUGUGGCCGUCACCGACGGGCGCUGCAUGUACGUCUGGGGAGGAUACAAGAAUGCCCAAGUUCGGGGAUUUUAUGACUUCUACCUGCCUAGGGAUGAGAUAUGGAUCUACAACAUGGAAACUGGAAGAUGGAAGAAGAGCAAAACAGAGGGAGAUGUUCCCCCCUCCAUGUCUGGGAGCUGUGCCGUGUGUGUGGACAGAGUGGUGUAUCUCUUUGGAGGGCACCACGCACGGGGCAACACAAACAAGUUCUACAUGUUGAAUUCCAGAUCCACGGACAAGGUGCUGCAGUGGGUGCGAGUGGAGUGUGAGGGGGUGCCCCCCUCGUCCAAGGACAAGCUCGGGGUGUGGGUCUACAGGAACAAGCUGAUAUUUUUUGGAGGUUAUGGCUAUUUUCCUGAAGGGAAACAACGGGGAACGUUUGAAUUCGAUGAGACCUCUUUUUGGAAUUCAGGUCUUCCUAGAGGGUGGAACGACCAUGUGCAUGUUCUGGACCUUGAAACUUUCACUUGGAGCCAGCCCAUAACUACGGGUAAAACCCCGUCCCCUCGAGCCGCUCACGCCUGUGCCACGGUUGGGAACAGGGGUUACGUGUUCGGAGGCAGAUACAGGGAGUCCAGGAUGAACGACUUUUACUACCUGGACCUGGACACUUGGGAGUGGAACGAAAUACUCACACAAGGCAUCUGCCCAGUCGGCCGGUCGUGGCAUUCCUUAACACCGAUUUCCUCGGAUCACCUCUUCCUCUUUGGAGGAUUCACCACAGACAAGCAGCCACUGAGUGAUGCUUGGAUUUAUUGUAUCAGCAAGAACGAGUGGAUACAGUUUGAGCAUAACUAUUCCGAAAAACCAAGGCUGUGGCACACGGCCUGUGCCAGCGAGGAGGGAGAAGUGAUUGUGUUUGGGGGCUGUGCCAACAACCUGCUCGCCCACUCCAAAGCUGCUCACAGUAACGAAAUUCUUGUGUUCUCCCUACAACCAAGAUCUCUUGUAAGGCUGUGCCUCGAAGCAGUGAUUUGCUUCAAGGAGAUGCUGGCCAGUUCCUGGAAUUGCCUCCCCAAGCACUUGCUGCACAGUGUCAACCAGCGCUUCGGAAGCAACAACACCUCUGGCUCCUGAGCCCUGGGGCAGCCCCGGGGGGAACGGUCUGAACAUUAAAGGUGUGUAGGUUAAACCUCUGUGUCGUACUAGGUAGUCGCUUCUCGCCUUUACGUUGCAUGUGAAUGGCCUAGAGAGAACCUAUUUUUGUGUCAAGAUGUUUGCAAUAAAUGUAUUUAAUGCAAGUGGA
Manacus vitellinus (golden-collared manakin) is the source of this 1426-nucleotide messenger RNA. RefSeq names its product kelch domain containing 2 (gene KLHDC2). The transcript has 13 exons. Lineage: Eukaryota; Metazoa; Chordata; Aves; Passeriformes; Pipridae. The record is from RefSeq and is a predicted model, not a curated record. Gene Ontology annotation, molecular function: protein binding. Bases 34 to 1257 code for a protein of 407 amino acids.